This is a messenger RNA of Arthroderma uncinatum, 1266 nucleotides long. Its product is annotated as polyamine transporter 3. The record is from RefSeq and is a predicted model, not a curated record. Gene Ontology annotation, molecular function: transmembrane transporter activity. The transcript has 7 exons. Bases 1 to 1266 code for a protein of 421 amino acids. NCBI's taxonomy places the organism in Eukaryota, Fungi, Ascomycota, Eurotiomycetes, Onygenales, Arthrodermataceae. Gene Ontology annotation, biological process: transmembrane transport.
AUGAGGCCGAUGGGAGAAAUCGAACAGGCCUCCGUGCAGGUGGAUGAUGCCCAACUGAAGGAAGUCACUAUAGUGGCAAGCCCUGUAGCCGUGCCACAUGCCGGAUCUGAGUCUUCGCUUUCUGAUAUCAGUGGCAAUGGUGAAAGAGCUGGUGGGAGGUUGCCCAUAAACGGAGCCUAUACGUCUUCCUAUAGGUGUCGCCGUGUGGCUUCAAAGACCGUUCUGUCCUUCCACUCAAAAGAUCCCGAGGACCCAGUCAACUGGUCGAAGGACGAGGGGGAGAUAUAUGGCAUGUUUUAUGGCGGCGACGUGCGCUGGUCCUAUCGUUGGACCGCCAAUUACUGGCUUUAUAUCGGUGGUAAGCUGGCGCUGGAGUUUCUGGUUCUCCUACAGCGAAGGGCCCGAAAGCUGCGCAAGGAGACAGGCGACGACAAGAUUGUUGCAGCACUCGAUCUUGAAAAGAAAGGAAUUAAAGAGACAAUGACUGUGACCCUGACGAGACCUCUUCGAAUGAUCUUAUUCGAAUCAAUUGUGCUCUUCACAUGCCUGUAUCUGUCGUUGGUAUAUGCCAUCUUCUUCAUGUACUUCCAGACAUACCCUAUAAUUUUUCAAAGGAUGUAUCAUAUGAACCCUGGAGUUGCAGGGCUGAUGUACCUACCAAUCGGUGUUGGAGUCGCUCUCGCCCUUGGCCUUUUCUAUUAUUGGGACAAUUUCCUCCACCGUGCUAAACUUCGACACGCUCCUUGGUCUUCGGUUGAGGAAUAUCGGCGACUCCCCCUUGCAGGCGUCGGUGGCCCACUCUUUGUUGUGGCCCUCCUUUGGCUGGGAUGGACUGCGUCUCCUAACAUCCACUGGUCUGUUCCAAUGUUUUCCGGCAUACCGUUUGGUGCAGGCUUCCUCCUAAUUUUCAUUGCGAUGAUCAACUACCUUUCCGAUGCGUACGAAACUUACUCGGCUAGCGCGCAGUCAGCCGCGAGUUUUGCACGAAGUAUCCUCGGAACUGCCCUACCAAUUGCUGCAGGACGCAUGUACGCCGUCCUAGGCGUGAGCUGGGGAUGUAGUUUGCUUGCAUUUGCCAGCUUAGCUAUGACAGCUGUCCCGUUUGCUUUCAUACGAUACGGCAACCGAAUCAGGGCCGGCAGCCGGUUUUGCCAGCAUCUGAAAGAGCUAAAGGAACAAAGAAUGAGAGAAGACGAAGAGGAGGAGGCCAGUAAUAGGGCUGCAGGACAGCUGACGGAUAAUCUGGAUAUUUCGGAGAAGGUCUGA